GUUGUGGGCGUGGCCGGCAGGUCACAUGACGGUGCUGUCUUGUGAUCGCAGUCAGUCGGUUGGUAGCCGAGCACGCGGUGACAUGGUGUGCGCUCCGGUGUCGGUCCUGUCCGUGCUGCUGUGCUGGUGCCUGGCGGUGCGGGGCGAGGGUCUCUGGGAGGCGGGGGAGGACCCGAGCGUGCUGAGAGCCGAGGAGUCCCCGUACGGCUCCCUGUGGCCGCUGCCCCGCUCGGUGCAGAGCUCUGCCGAGUGCCUCUUCCUGUCACCGGACAGCUUCAGCAUUGUCCAUGGCAGCGGCUCCACCGCGGGGCCCUCCUGUGUGCUGCUAGAGGAUGCCUUCCGCAGGUCAGUGUGCCGGCAGCCCAUAGCACCAUGCUGGCACUGCCCGGGUCUACCCAUUAUACCCUGUAACCUGGCACUGCCCAUAAUACCCUCUAACCUGGCACUGCCCAUAAUACCCUCUAACCUGGCACUGCCCGGGUCUGCCCAUAAUACCCUCUAACCUGGCACUGCCCGGGUCUGCCCAUAAUACCCUCUAACCUGGCACUGCCCGGGUCUGCCCAUAAUACCCUCUAACCUGGCACUGCCCGGGUCUACCCAUUAUACCCUGUAACCUGGCACUGCCCGGCUCUACCCAUUAUACCCUGUAACCUGGCACUGCCCGGCUCUACCCAUUAUACCCUGUAACCUGGCACUGCCCGGCUCUGCCCAUUAUACCCUGUAACCUGGCACUGCCCGGCUCUACCCAUUAUACCCUGUAACCUGGCACUGCCCGGCUCUACCCAUUAUACCCUGUAACCUGGCACUGCCCGGCUCUACCCAUUAUACCCUGUAACCUGGCACUGCCCGGCUCUACCCAUUAUACCCUGUAACCUGGCACUGCCCGGCUCUACCCAUUAUACCCUGUAACCUGGCACUGCCCGGCUCUGCCCAUUAUACCCUGUAACCUGGCACUGCCUGGGUCUACCCAUUAUACCCUGUAACCUGGCACUACCCAUUAUACCCUGUAACCUGGCACUGCCCGGGUCUGCCCAUUAUACCCUGUAACCUGGCACUGCCUGGGUCUGCCCAUUAUACCCUGUAACCUGGCACUACCCAUAAUACCCCCUAACCUGGCACUGCCUGGCUCUACCCAUUAUACCCUGUAACCUGGCACUGUCUGGCUCUGCCCAUUAUACCCUGUAACCUGGCACUGCCCGGGUCUGCCCAAAGUACCCUGUAACCUGGCACUGCCCAUAAUACCCCCUAACCUGGCACUGCCCGGGUCUGCCCAUAAUACCCUGUAACCUGGCACUACCCAUAGUACCCUCUAACCUGGCACUGCCCGGGUCUGCCCAUAAUACCCUGUAACCUGGCACUGCCCGGCUCUACUCAUUAUACCCUGUAACCUGGCACUGCCCGGCUCUACUCAUUAUACCCUGUAACCUGGCACUGCCCGGCUCUACCCAUUAUACCCUGUAACCUGGCACUGCCCGGCUCUACCCAUUAUACCCUGUAACCUGGCACUUCCCCACCAGAAUAAGCAAACCGUUCAGAUUGCAAGUGUUAUUUGUUUUUUUUAGUAUUUUUUUUUUUUUAUUCUCCAACUACUGUGAAUCUUGUGGGUUGUUUUUUUUUUUUUUACCACCAGCUUAAUGUGUAGAUUAAAUCUCAUCUUUAAGUUGCAAAAUGUGAUGCGCACACACAAUGCUUAUCGCAAUGACUCUCCAACCGCAUGGAGUUGGUCAGUUAUUGAUCAAGAGGCAGACCUAAAAAGCAAAAUAUAUGGCCCCUGACUCAUUCCCACGCAUGCUGCUUCUCAUGUACCUCUCUAUCUGUGCAAUCCUAUCCUUUCCCCAAUAUCUGCCUGUCUCCAUUGGGAUAGGAUGCUAGGUAGUACCUUAUGUUUUGCACAUUGCAAUGCCCAUUUGUGGAGUACUGGGGUGGAAAUGCACACGAAAUGAGGCUUUAUGUUGUAUGCUACUUAUUUGCAUCUGGCUCCGAUGGAGCUUGAGCGUCUGCGGCAGUGAGCUCAGGAGGAAGUGGCUUGUUUGCAUACAGCUAGUCUGGUAAGGAAUUAGAAUUUCUGGUGUUUCCCCCUCUUUGUUUCCACUCCCAUUGGAGGAACCCCAGAAUUUCGUAUGUCAGAAGGAUCCUGUCAUAUACUAAAGGUUGGAAUGAGGGGUCUUUUUGGAUUACUGGACUGUGAUACCUGUAUUUUAUUUUUAUUUUUCUCUUUAUUUAUUUUGGCCUGUGUGGUUUGACAUUUUAGGGACUGCACAAACCAAUGGUGUUUACAUAAUCUAGAAGUUGUGUAAAACCAUAACUAUCCUUGUAUGUCAGUAGUUCCUGUGCCUUGCGUGCACAGUAUUCUACAUUAAAGGGACACUAUAGUCACCUGAACAACUAUAGCUUAAUGUAGUUGUUCAGGUGAGAUCUAUAGCUCCCUGCAGGCAAUCUAAUGUAAACACUGUAUUUUCAGAGAAAAAACAGUGUUUACGUUGAUAGAAAUACCUCUAGUGGCCGUCACCCUAAAAAGGCCAUGUACACGUCAUUAAAAUACGUCUGACAUGUGCAGGAGAGAGAGGGCACUGUGUGCGCGCCUUCUCUCUCCUGCCUGUCAGCAGAGGAGAGGGGGCGGGCAAAGACUGCAAGCUGAGCGGUCAGUCAGCUCACGGCCGCGCAUGCGCGGUAGUGCGCUCAGGACUUCAUAGGACGGCAGUAAUGCCGCCCUAUGAAGUAUAUGCGCGUGUGCAGCGAAGCAAUAUAAAUGAACUAUCUCUGAUCUGUAUUUUUGCACUUUUUACUUUUUUAUAUUUUGUUAAAUUAUCUCUUUUUGUUAUCCAUAUCCCGUUUUUAUAUUGCAUCAGUCUAUAGAGAUACAGAGUUCCACAUACUGUGUUGCCAAUAUACAUAGAUACAUUUAUCUUUGACAUUUCAAAGUAUAAUAUUUGGAGCAGGCACCAUCUACCCUACAUUUCAUUAUGGAUAGAGAUACUUGCUCUGUACAUAUAUUGGCUGCAUCCCGAUCUAGUAAUUUAUUUCAUUUUAUUUUUGGUUUUUAUUCUUUCUUUUCUUAUUUUCUACUACCUUCAAUAUUCUCUCUUUUCCCUCUCUCUGGUUCUAUCUAUUUUUUUUUUCAUUCAUUUUUUUUUUUCUCAUUCACUUUUUAUCCACUAUCCCUCACUGCAAUUAAAGGCACAGUAAUUAUUUUUAUCAUAAUUAUUUUUCAUUUUUACAAUAUAAUUUUUUUUUUUUUUUUUUAAUUGAUUCUCCCACUUCAUUUUAAUUCAUCUCAUACGAUUUUUCACUUAAUAUAUUUAAGCCGCCACUAGCCAACUCCUGGACUUUGCACACUAUCUUUUUAGAGUGUUCCUAUCUGCAUGGACCUUCUAUGUUAGAUACCUGAACUUACAUACAAAUGGCAUCAGAGGGCAGUAGAGCCCCUAACGGGGAGAAUGGUAACAAAGGUAAGUGAGCUCGGGCGAAGGAACGAGGGACUACCACUUCUCUUGAAGGAACAUCUCCUCUUUAAAAUGGAGAACAGGAAUAGCUAGUGUGCAAUCUCAUCUCUUCCUAGUUGUCAGGAUUACUACUUGAUCCAGCACGUAGAAUUGUCACACAGAUGACUAAUGGGUAACAUAUUACCGUGCCUUAGAAUGGCCGGGCUAACGUACUAGAGAUUAGUCAAGAUACUAGCCGAGGUCAGGGGACACAGAAAGGGACACAACGAUAAAGGAAAGCCAGAAGUCGGGGAUACCAGAAUACAGGGAAGUCAAAAACAAAGCCAAAGUAAAAAAACAGAAUAUAACUGUUCAGGAACGCACUCUUGGACAACCACUAGGGAAUCCAUGACAGGGCAUUGAGGAAAGGUAAUUUUGAGUUUAAAUUCACGUUUUUCCUUUCUGAUUGGUCGAGAUCGAUCUUUGACUCCAAAACGUGCUCCUGCGUGACGUCAUGUGCAUACCGACGUCAAGGACGUGGGGGUAUAUUUUACCGUGGAUCCGCAGCAUGCUCCAAGUGUCAGUCACGCAGACGCACAGCCGCUGGUUGCAGAGACCGCACGAUGCGGGAGUAUGUUACACUAGUGACGUGAUGGUAUUCCACAUCCAGUAGUAGGAUGCCCUGUGCAUCCUUUUAGGGCACUAAUUGUGGAUGAGGAAGAAGCAGUGUUUAUGUAGCAUAUCCUUUAAUCUAUUUCAUUUGCUAUCAUAAAAAUCAUAGCCCACUUGAUCGGCAAGUUUCACUGUAGAUUAACCUCUCUCUCAUAUUACCUGAAUACACAAUCUCAGAUACAAAGGUUAAAGUGGAGUCAAAAGAAAAUACUGGGCUCAAAAGAUAAAUAUCCUAUUAAUCCCUCAGCGAGUCUACAUGCAUAUCAUAUUAAAUUAAUGCUUAACUCUAAUUGACUGCCUAGUGCCACUAUGAAGAUUCCAAGCCCAAUGACGUAACUGUCCCACGGUUAUCUCGGCUUAAUAAAUGUACCUGUACAGAUAGUGGCUUGCAAGGUCCAGUGCAGAUAUCCGUGAAAACAAAUUCCAGAGAAAUAAGACCAUUUUCACUCUGUCUUUAAGUUCUGUGUAAAAUAAACAAGCUAACCGCAAUGACAACAAUUUAAUCAUAUGUAACACAGUAAAGGAGUUUAAGCAUGCGUGGGAAAGGCAUAAGGCUAUCCUAACUAUAAGAUAAGGCUAGGGACUAAUGAAAGUAUUUAGAAAUUUGGGCAGACUAGAUGGGCCGACUGGUUCUUAUCUGCCGUCACAUUCUAUGUUUCUAUGUUUCACCAACCAUAAAAUGUUCUAUGUUGAGCAUGCAACUGUAUACAUUAGUCUAGGGGUAGGCAACCUAUGACACUCUCUUAUUUAUGGACUACAUCUCACCUGAUGCACUUACAGCCACAUUGCUGGAAAAGCAUUAUGGGCGAUGUGGUCUGCAACAUCUGUAGUUCUGGAGGUUGCUUACCCCUGAAGUAGGAGUUCCCAAAAAGUAGACGCCCCCCCCUAUCUUUUAGUUCUUAAAAAAUCUAGUAAUCUCUAAGCACACAAUUUUAAGUUUUUUUUAAUGGAUUACUUCAGGUACAGAAACUUGGUGAGUUAUGGGGUUCUGGUGGCUGGUCAGGGUUUACAUCUUGCACUUAUGGUUGGAUUUGUUUUGUUUUUUUCAUUGUACUAGGUAUUAUGAGUAUAUAUUUGGAUAUUCAAAGCGGAAGAAUGUUCCCAUUAACAAAGAGUUGGGAGAACUACUUCAACUUCAGGUUAUAAUUACCUCUCGAGACAACGACUGCCAUAAAUAUCCAAGCAUCAGUUCGGAUGAAUCAUGUAGGUAUUACCAAUACACUGCACUUUUCAGUCUGUAUGUUUGUACCUGCAAUCCACUUAUAUUUAUAAUAAUCACCACUCUGCGUUCUAUAAAUCCAUAGCUGGAAUUUAUCAUUUAUUUAGCUGAACUCGUCAUGGAAUACCGUUAGGGGACAAAUAAUCUAUCAGUUGUUUAUGUCUUAUUUGUCUUAUCUUGUAUCAAGGCUGAAUUACUGACAGGGCAGUCUUUGGCCCAAAAUGGUAGGUAGCUUACUGCCUGUAGUUGCAGAAUAAGUGUAUUUGGCUACAGGUGUCUUCGUUGAAUUUGGAGAUAUACACAAAUUUAAGAAACCUUUGUUUGCUUUGGGUACAGUGUUAGUGUUAUUUAUGACUUAUUUAAAAAAAAAAAAAAAAAAAAAUGAUAGAAAACACUUCAAAUAAUAACCAAUUUGUGGUUAACAGUCAGGGAUGGUCGGUGAUUAAAAGGUGCAAACAAGGUCUAUGCAAUAUACAACACCACAGCAGCAACACCAGUCCAUACAUUCACAAAAGCAUGGGAUCGAGAAAUACCGAACCACAUAACGGAGAGCCAAUGGGCCCACAUCUUCCGGGCACAUAAGAACCUCUCACUGUGUGCCUCCCAUAUGGAAAUCACACAGAAAAUUUUGUACAGAUGGUACCAGUGCGCCUUAAGAAAGGCAAUCCAAACAUACCAGACACAUGCUGGCGCUGCCUAAGCGACAAGGGAUCUAUGCUACAUAUCUGGUGGUCGUGCCCGAAAUUGAAGCAAUUCUGGCUAGACAUCACAACCACGAUAAGGGAGACCACGGGGAUCAACCUCCAGCAAUCCCCCGAAAUAUACUUAUUACAAUUAUUUCCAAAAGGCCUAUGUAGAACCCACACAUAUCUCAUAUACCAUAUCAUAGUAGCAGCCCUCCAAACUAUUAGUAGACAUUGGCGCGACCCAAACCCACCGAAAAUGGCUCAAUGCACAACAGCAUUACAGCUAACAAAACAAUACGAACUAAUGGCGCGGGAAAAUACGGCACCAAAACCAUUUAUAGUGGCAGCCUGGGAGCUAUGGGAGCAGCACAUAGCAAGUACGUAGAGAUGGGGCCAAUACAGAUUCACUCUUUAAGUACGAGACACAUAAACCACUCCGACAGCUGAGACCAUCCAAAUGGGGAAAACCUGUUCAAUAGACCACGUAAUAAGAAACGUAUGCACCCAUGCAAUGUACCUAAGAAAGGUAUCAGGAUAUUGCACAUACACAGAGCAACUAUAUAAGGUAACUGCAAUUAUACAGGAAAUUAAAUGACCUCUAGAGAACACUACCGCUUCUCCUGGACCCCCCCCCCCCUAUUCUCCCUCUCUACCCUUAUUUACACCCCACCUUGGUUAAACUGUUAAACAAUCAACAAGUUAGCAAGGAAUGAGACAAGCAUUAUGUAACAGGACCGAAUAUGAUGUAUACCGAUGUCUGUAAUUAAUCCCUGUUGUACUCCACAUGUGUCAAUUUGUUGAUAUGGCAAAAUGCAAAAAAAAAAAAAAGUGCAAACAAGGGGCCACACAGUAAGGGGGUUCGGUAAAUGAACGGGGAUAUACGGACAGCCAAAUGAAGGGAAUAAAAGUAUAUUUGGGUACUCCAUUCCACUAAAAGAUCAUGCUUCUGAAGUCGCGUUGCUCAAUUCUCUGCCUAAACACUUCCUUUAAUGAGUCAUCUAAAAUGUAUACUUUCUUUAUUGCAAAUAUUUUAUAAUUUCUUCUCUUGCACUGUUAAUAGCUUGCUAGGCCCUACAGGGGCUUACUGUGUGUAUUUAAAGUUCAAUUAACAGAGCAGGAGACAAAUUUUAGGUUGAAAAUUAUAGUUUUGCUUUCAUGCAGGCUGUGUCAGUCACAGCCAGGAAUGGUGUGGCUAGGGCUGCAUAAAGAGAAACAAGUGAUUUAACUCCUAAAUGGCAGAAAAUUGAGAAGUGAGAUUUCUGAGACAUUACCUAUACACCAAAACUGCUUCAUUAAGCUAAAGUUGUCUUGGUGACUAUAAAGUCCCUUUACGUUCACGCUGCCUCUUCGGAUAAAAAAUACAAAUACUGACCAUACGCUGCACUGAGCAUGACUUUUGUUCUGGAGCUGUGGAUAUACAGUCAGCGUUUCUAGUCUGGAGGCUUCAAUGUGUAUUCUGUACAGAUUCAGAAUACAUUGCAUUAUUCAUUGUGUUAUUUGCAGUCAUUCCAUCUAAUCUAUUUUAACAUCUGAUUAUUUUACGCUCCAGAGAUGGUAUACACCAUAUAUUCCAUAACCUGACAGCUGGUAUUUUUUUUUUUUUUCUUUCUGAAAUAAAUACUUGGUGCUUCCUAUAAUUGAAUAUUCAUAAUUGAUUUUGUUUUUCUUUAGAUAAAUUAAAUGUUAAUGGCAGUGCUGCAGUUCUUCAAGCCAGUCAAGUGUGGGGUGCUCUGAGAGGUAAUGUUGUUUACUCUUCUUAUUUAAGAGUAGAUCCUUCCUUCGCAGUGAUCUAUCAUGCCUGUGUUUUUUUGUUUUGUUUUUUUUUGUGGUUUUUUGUUGUUUUUUUUUGUCCUUUCUAAGCCAUUCCAGUUUAGCGCAGUGUCCCUUUUACAAUUACCAACUUGCUUUAUUUCUCCACUGUACAGUGCGGCAGACUGUCAUCGCUGUGUGAGUAUACGCCUGUAUACUUACCUGUUGCUUAUGAAUAGAUACAACUUAUGCAACUAAUAUGCCCCUGUAGAAAUUUGAGGUCCUGUGCCAAGGUUGCCUUUUGACUUUGUUCUAUCUAGACAAACUCAAAUGUCAACAGCAUAUUUAUAGAACUAACAAAAAUGGGUAUGUGCAUGUCUUAACUUACUAAAAGCAGAAUAUAACUUGCCCUAUACAAAACAUCAGCAAGGACAUGGUCACGUUUAGUCUUUAAAUUAUACCUCUAUAAGAUGUGCACUUUUUUACUUUACUAUAUAUGAUAAACCUUUCCUUUGUCUUUUUGCUUAUUCCACCUGUGUCCAAACUUACCUUUUUGAAUUUUUUGUAAGUCUAGAUUUAUGUAAUCAACUAAAGCAUAAAAUGUAAUUUAAAAAUAAAAUGAAAGCCGUGUUAUUUGUUUCUCUCUAAACUUAACAGGUCUAGAGACUUUCAGUCAGUUGGUUGAACAAGAUGACAUUGGUUUGGUAAGUGUUUCAUAAGCAACCAAAUGGUGUUCACUACUCUAAAACACAAAAAACAAACUGGAUUUUGACUCUGAAAGUGCUAGUUCUUAAUUAUCUCGCCCCAAUGUCUUGUCCUUGCGGUAGGUAGACUUUUUUUUUUUUUUUUUAAACAAACAAAAACUGUGCAGUAAUGCGGUUCUGGGGAGGACAUACUUUUGAGGGCUGCAAUUUCAGCAGUUUGAGGGAACUCUCUUGGGGGUCCUAACACAAUCUUGGGUGUCUUUUGUGAAGUUGGGCAGUACAGGUUUUCUCUCCUUUGACUGCAGGUUGGUAUUGGUUUUAUUAUACUGUAUACUGCUUAUAUUGUUACCCGGUAGUGUUAUGGUGUAAUUCCCAUCUUGCUGUUUAUUCUGUUUUGUUGGUAUGGUUAGAAGUAUAAAGAUAAGUGUAGUAUUCACGCUCCAUCCUUCACCAUAGGCCUAGUGUUUGGCAUGGAAAUGGAAGCCAUGUCUGAGAGAGGAUUCUGUUUGGCUGUUAUGAACAUACAGGGUUAUAUACCAACGUGAGAAAGUGAAUUUCAAAUGUAUCUGUGUUUAGUUUCCCUGUCUGCAGCCAGAUUGUGAAUUUAAAACCACUCUGUGCCGUUAGGAGCUGAGUUGUCUACAUGUGUUUGAUAAGGAAGUGUCUUUGUGCAAUGCAUUAAGGAGGAAGGCUUAUGGUGAAGUGCUGCUAUGGUCAAGGCUAGCAAAACUGAAAACCUAUUAAAUUUGCCGUCAUUUUAUUUUGCCUCCUGUAUGCUUCCUCCCUUUAUCUGGAAUCUAUGGCUUGGCUUCUAGAUAUAUAUCAAUUCAAUGUAAUUGUGUUCCUGGCAAAUUCGAAGGGGAAGGCAUUGUAUUCAUUGUAGUGCUACCAUGACACAGCCUAAAGAGAAGAGCCAGUCUGAAUUGUUUUUUUUUUUUUUUGUGUUAGGAUGAAGUUUUAUACCUCAUCAGACGCAUUGUAUGAUACACUUGCCUUACAGGCAUAUUGCUGGUGUCUGAUAUAUUUUACGUUGAGACUUGGUAACGUAGGUGUAACAUGGCCUUUACAAUGCACACCAAGUGUGCUCCAGUGUUAACGUAAUGCGUGAUAUACACCUGGAAACAAUGUGGAAGUACAAAAGACUGAGUUUUUCCACACCUGUGUGCAAUUCCCAUGCCUCUUCCACCCUUUCCUUUGCAGUUUCGCAUAAAUUAUACCCAAAUAUCUGAUACACCGCGGUUUGCACACAGAGGGAUUCUGCUGGAUACAUCCAGGCACUAUCUUCCAUUGAAGACCAUCCUGUUAAACUUGGUGAGUUAAUACAAGAUUGUUGGCAGUGUCUCAUGAAAUGUUUUCUGACUGUAGUUAUAACAGAUCUUUGUGAUGGGAUAUCUGCAAUAGGUAUUCACUGGGAUACUCCAGACAAAUACUGAGCAUUGAUUUAAAAAUGGCGCUUGGGUUAGUCACUUUAUUUUUCAAUUUAAGGAUACAAAUCUAACGUCAAAAUGGCUAAACUGGAAAUACAUCAGACUUCUUUCAAUUCAGCAAGUAACCCUGAAUCUUUGAAAUGCUCUUCCUGCAUGCUAGUAAAGGAAGACCUUUUGAUGUUUCGGCUUUGCUCCAUCCGAUGUUUCUAACUUUUUUGCCUCUCAAAAAAAGAGGUGGUCAUAACACUUUCUUAACAAAUAAACUUAAAGCAUAACUUUUAUUACUAUAUUAAAUUAAAAAAAACAAAUCGUUACAGCUACAAAACACCGUAAAUACGUUUUUUUUGUUUUUAAAUCUGACUGCCAUUCUGGGGUCAAGAAGGAAUUUUUUUCCUAGCUUGUUGCAAAAUUGUGCUUCAAACUGUGUGUGUUUGUGUGGUUUUUGGGGGGUUGCCUUCUUUUGGAUCAACAGCAAAAAAAACAAAUGUGAGGAAGGCUGAACUUGAUGGACGCAAGUCUCUUUUAAGCUAUGUAACUCUGAUGUAAUGGUCCUCAAAAAAAAUAAACUUAAAUAUAAACCAAAUAUUCUAUCUUCCAAAAAACUGAUCUGUAACGACUAAACGCUGUGUGCCUUCGAGGGUUACCAAAGCUUAGAAACAGGAGUGCUGAAUCUGAAUGUAAAAAUGGACAUCUACACCAAAAAUGGCCAUGGAAUCCAUUUCUAUGACUAAUAAUCGCAGUGGUGUCCUCAUAUUGCCAAAGCAGGGAAUGGAGCCAAGCCCUGAUGUGCGUUUAGUCAGACUUAGCAAGCAUACAGCUGGUGUUUGCCAGCUCCUUGCUUUGAUUUCAUUUGUAGCACAAUGCAGGUUAACGCGCUGUUCAGAAGUAACUAUUGGGAGUUAUCUAAAUCUGUAUCUCGUAGAAUUUGGGGGUGGGGGAUGUCACAAACUUUAAAAAUGAAGCGAUAUAUGUGAGGGUCCCAUUCACUUUAUUGAGUUCUCCACUUUGAAGGCUUAGCACUUCCUUCUAUAUCACCAACACCAUUUGCUCUGUUCAAGUGCUACUUGGCAUAUACUUUUGUUAUAGUGGGGGAAAAAAAAACUUGAAUGUUGCAUGAGAUCUGUAAAAACCUUCCAUUUAGAUUGCUAAGGCACUGAUAAAUAUGUAAAUUGUGAGUGUGAAUAUUUCUUACAUAGGCCGUCCAUCAAGUUCAGUCUUCCUCACAUCUGUUUUUGCUGUUGAUCCAAAAAAAAACAAAAACCCAGUUUGAAGCGCUUCUAUUUUUACAACAAACUAGGGGGGAAAUCAUUUUUGACCCCAGAAUGGCAGUCUGGUCUCUCCUUGGGUCAAAGCGUGCAUAGUAGGAAAGCAAUGGCUUUAAGAGGGGGUUCUGGAUACCAUCUUAAGAAACCAAAAAUGAAAUGUGUUGUCUCUUAAAUCCGCCCUCCCCCACUCUCAAUGCAUUAUAUAGAGAAUACAUAUAAUAGUAUAUAUUAGCCAUUUUUAUUAGAGCAAUGCAAAGUGCUUGACAUUCUUACACUGAUCCUUUGAGUGAUGUAUAGCUAUUGCAGCCAUUUUAUAGUGAUUUAUAGCCAUAUACUAUAAACAUGUUUUGUCACACUGUUAUUGGCAUUGUCACCCAUAGUCCGUACAUUAUUUGAUACAUGUGUCUGAGUAAAUUGCAGACUGAUCAUAGUGUGUGUUCAUGUAACUUAUUUCUCUUCUUGCCACAGGAUGCCAUGGCCUUUAACAAGAUGAACGUUUUCCACUGGCAUAUUGUCGACGACCAGUCUUUUCCUUAUGAGAGUAUUACUUUUCCUGACUUGAGUAAAAAGGUGAAAAUCUUUGUAGUCUGUGCCAUCCAAAAUCAACACUGUGAUGUUUUUAUAAUUUUAUUUAGAUUUCUGUAUGUAAUAGGAGGCUCAUGAUGGCAUAUCUUCUAAUAUAAUCCCCUGAAUACAAGCUUGUAGCAUGGUGUGUUGGGUUUAUUAAUCUGUAGCUUUAAUUCUUCACGCAAAUUUUAUAAAUGUUGUUCCUAGGGAGCUUAUAAUCCGUUUACCCAUAUUUAUACCUUCACUGAUGUCCGACUGGUGAUUGAAUAUGCUCGCCUACGAGGAAUUAGAGUUGUUCCAGAAUUUGAUUCACCUGGACACACUGAGUCAUGGGGUGCAGGUAUGGUUUCCAUUCAAUAUUACAUUUUUUUUAUUUAUUUUUUUUUUUUUGCUUGCUGGCUGUCUGGUAACUGCUUUAUAUAGACAAGGAAUGUGUGGGCCUUAUAUUAAUGCUCAUGUUGCCAGUCAUCUGUGCAAUGGAUGAGUCAGGUAUAAGCAUAUGUAUUUGUUACAAGGGAAUGAUUCCUUUUAUCCCUCCCCCAGGGCAACCAGGCCUUUUGACCCCAUGUUUUAAAGGAGAAGAACUUUCAGGAACAUAUGGACCUGUAAAUCCCAUUUUAAAUGACACCUACAACUUUAUGUCCCAGUUCUUUAAAGAAAUCUCCAAAGUGUUUCCUGAUAAAUACAUCCAUUUAGGAGGAGAUGAAGUAGACUUCUCUUGCUGGUAAGUUCUAAAAGAUUUUUAAAGUGGUACUCCUCAUCAGCCCAGUAAAUGCUAUUGUAGUGAAUAACGCAGCAGAGGAAAUAUACCCUUUUUUUUUUUAAAGUAACAUCCCAUAAGGCUUGAUUUCACUGCCCCAUGAUGCCAUGGCAUCGACAGAGAAAUGCUCAAAGAGUGCAUGCAGGCGUAGGCAUCCCUUUAGUAGUGCUUUACACUCACCUGUGGUACGGUAAUAGUUAAUUUUUAUUCAUGCAAAAGUCAGUCCACAUAUGUAAAUUAAAUCUAACGCAGUUUUUGAAAGCUACAUAACACACAUCCUACCCAACUAUUAGUUGACCAUUUUCUACUACAACCGUUCCUCUUUAAAUAAUUCCGGUUAUAUCCUUAUGGUUCAGUAUACACGCUGAUAUACCAAUAUAAAACCUGUCUUAUACUUGCUAAACACAUCUUGCAUCAGAUGAAAAUAUUGUAAUAAACCUUUUGCUUUCCUGAUCUAAACGGCUAUUAUUAUUUUUGCAGGAAAUCUAAUCCUGAUGUUUGCAAGUUUAUGGCUGACCAUGGUUUUGGCACAGACUACACAAAGUUGGAGUCCUAUUAUAUUCAACUGUAAGUUGAGAGUAUUUAGAAAAUUGGGCAGACUAGAUGGGCCGUAUGAUUCUUAUCUGCUUUCACAUUCUAUGUUUCUAUACGUACCAGGAAAGGUUAAAGCAUGGGUCGUCAACCUGGUCCCUACUGCCCACUAGUGGGCGUUUCAGGAUUCCAGGUGGGCGGUAGGGAUUUUCUAAUUUUGACAGAUUGGGCAGGCGGGUGCGAGCCAACGGUACCCCUGCGACUGGGUACCGCCAUCACCACUUGCGGUCCUGGCCCGCGUGGCAAACCGCCGGGCCGCACAUGCGGGGGGGUUCAUCAGGUGGCCCAUGCUGUCAGGGCCACCCAAUAGAUGUGGAUUGUAAUGGGGCCCAGUCAGCACUGGGCGCUUUAACAGCGUGACCGGGUCCCCUGUGAUUACAUCACACGCUGGGAGGAAGUGACUGCAUGUCACUCCUCCCAGCUCCCAGGAACUCUGACUCCCAUCUACCUGAGCCACCACUGGAUCCCAGGGAAAGUCACCCUCCUGCACCUUAAAGGUAGGAAACAGGAGGGUGACUUAAAUAUAAUGUGUAUGUGUCUUUGUAAGUAUGUCUUGUGUGUGUGUCUGUAUGUAUGUGUGCCUGUCUGUUAUAAUGGGCUAUAGUAAGUGGGAUUCCUAGCUCAGCCUUCCUACUGGGCACUGCUAUAAGUAAGGUUAAAAAAGGGGGGUAGGGAUAUUGAGGAGGGGAGCUGACGCACAGAUGAGAAAUCAUAUUAUGCGCAAACAGAGAAGUCAUCUGAAUAUCACCGAAAAAGGAGACCUUCGUUUGUUCCUUACAAAAAUCGAACCAUAUAAAAUAAUUAGUCUUGCAGCAUCAACCUCAAGGAUCUCAUUAAUCACUAGUAAAGGUAAUUUCAAUUUACUUUAUUGUUUUCUCAUUAAACUUUAUAAAGUUAAAAACAUUAUAAACAUGCAUUAAGUAGAAAUAAAAAGAUAAAUGUACGUACAUUUAUUUUUUUAAAACCCCCUCCUUUCUAAAAAAGAUUCUGCACUUGCGCGAAAACUGGUGGGCGGUAAGGAGAUUUUUUUUUUUUUUCAACCAAAAAGAUGCAUUAGCGGGCGGUAGGUAGAAAAAGGUUGACUACCACUGGGUUAAAGGAUCCUAAUUUCUUUACUUUAGUCAAUAGUUUAUCCUUUCACUUUAAGUUGUGAGUUCUUAUAGCAAUAGUUACAUAAGGGACACACUUACUAUAAGGAUAUUAAUGAGAAGAUCUGCUGUUGAGUGGUCCCAUUGCCUUACCAAAUGCUGAAUUUGCAGUCAUAUUCAUCUUGAUAUAAAGGAACUAAAUCAGUCUGCAUGCACAUUAGAACAGGAAUUUGGUAACCGCUUCCUGAACCGGACUGGGUAGAAUCCUCUGAUCAGAAGUAGGGUUUUCACAGCGCCUCCAAAUCUCAACAUGAUCGCUAUAAAAUAAACUGAAUUUAGGCUUAGGUUUCCUCUGGUAUGUUCUUAAUGUAAUACACACUUUUUUUAAUUUACAUUUUUUUUUCUCCUCCCUCUUAUUUAGACUCUUGCGUAUAAUUACAUCAUACAGCAAGGGUUAUAUGGUCUGGCAAGAGGUAUUUGAUAACAAUGUUAAGGUACGUACAUACCUUCUUAUGGAUAUCCUCUCUAUAUAGGCUUAGACACUAGUGCUGCGAAAGUGAAUUUUUCAGAAAACUUUUAAAUGUAUGACAAGUAUGCAACUGGCUUUUUUUUUUUACUUUUUACUGCCCUUAAAAAUUGAGUGGGUUUUUAUUCUUGCUAAAGCAGAGUUUCUGACACGCCAUGCCGGUGAGAUAGCUUAGUUGGCUAAUGCAUCAUCAGUAGAAUCUGUUCAACCUUUGGGUCGCAGGUUUGAAUCCCAGCAGAGUUGACUCAGCCCUUCAUCCUUCCGAGGUAGAUAAAAUGAGUACCAUUAAAUUGGGUAAUAGUAACAACCCCUGUAUGUUGGGCUAAGGUAACAUCCCCAGAACGUACUUGAAAAUCACAGUAAUCUGAAUGUGCCUUUCCUGGUUAAAUACUUUGUUAUUAACACAGUAAAGGAGUUUAAGCAUGCGUGGGACAGGCAUAAGGUUAUCCUAACUAUAAGAUAAGGCCAGGGACUAAUGAAAGUAUUUAGAAAUUUGGGCAGACUAGAUGGGCCGAAUGGUUCUUAUCUGCCGUCACAUUCUAUGUUUCUAUGCCAUGCUUUUUGUCCACUGACUUCGAUCCUGGUUUCCUGUUAUAUGUGAAAAGGGUUGGAAUGAAGAAGAAACUAUCCCUUGCUCUUUGCAUUAUGCGUAAAAGGAAGAGCUAUAAUGGUCAAAGACAGCUUGCAAAUGACACAUCUUCCACUAGCCACCAUCUUUAAAUGGCCGAUAUAUGUUGGGGCAUUACUGACUGUAGCAUGAGCGGAACGAUGCUAUAGGUAUAUAUUUUUACUUAUUUGGGAACCCCUACUUGCAGCUCUAAAACCAUAAGCAGUCAAUUUUUAAUUAUUUGUGCUCUUCUACACCUCUAAUGUAUGGCAUGUAACCCACUCUAAUACUCCAUUACGCGACUGGCUUUUAACAGAACGUGACCGGAUUCAUGUUCACUCCUCUAUUGCAAUUCUUACAGAUUAACCCAGACACAAUAGUGGAAGUAUGGAAAGGGGAAUCAUGUUUUGAAGAACUGUACAAAGUGACAGCGAAAGGGUUUCAAGCUAUCCUCUCCGCUCCAUGGUACCUAGAUUACAUUAGUUAUGGGCAGGACUGGCAGAAAUACUAUGUUGCUGAGCCGCUAAUGUUUGAUGGUUUGUUAACUUUUACUAUUAAUGAAAUAAGUAACGCAUGUCUUUUUACACCUUCAUAACCUUCAUCCUCUAAUGCUUGCAUAACAUCUCCAGUGGAAUCAUCUUGCUUUUUAGUGUCAGGUCUGUAUAGCUUUCAAUAUGAAUGACACUACUUACAUUUUCAGCUUAAAAAUAACUGGACACAAUUUUUGUCAGUUCUGACCGUCCCUUGUUUAACACCUAUGUACCAAAACAAUGACUGCCGCAGUUUCCCACUCUCAGAAUUGCCUGAGCUCCGGGUACAAUAAUACCGUAUAAAGGGCCAGCCUAAGCACUUUAACCGUUAUGCAUAUGGUAAACACUCCACUAAUGAUUCUUCUAUUUGUAGUUUAAUCUCUAAGUAAAUUCAGCUUCCUGAUGUCUGAUUGGCAUGGCAAACAUGACAUACCUGUUCCAAUCACCAGGAGCUCAGUAAGAUUGCAAGAUCAGUUUGGGGUCCAGAUCAGUGAAUAAGUAAAACCAUUCUAGAUUUUUGUUUUGGGUUCUGAACAUACUGUAAAGAGUACACCGGUUUGUCCUGCUUUUACAGUAACAUACUUUCCUUUUGCAGGACACCGUGUAAUUUUGCCCAUUAAAUAAAAGGUAUGCUUAAUUCCGUAGCUGAAUCCAGACACUGUUGUUGAAGUUUGGAAGAUGGAGAAGUAUCAAGAUGAGAUGGCAGCUGUAACAGCUGCUGGCUUUCAAGCUCUUCUUUCUUCUCCCUGGUACUUAAACCGCAUUUCGUACGGUCAGGAUUGGAUCCAGAUCUACAAAAUUGAGCCAUCAAACUUUAAGGGUGUGUGUGGUUUUUUUUUUUUGGGGUUUUUUUUUUUUGUAAUUUAUUAUUUAUUUAAUCUAGUAACAAAAAUGCCCACAGGUAAUGGGAGAUGAGGACAGGGCUUAAAAAAAAAAAAAAAAAUGCAUAAGUCGCCUUGUUCCACCUUUCCUGUCAUUUUAUAUAAUCAUGCCCCUGCAGUCUACGUGCUCAAUUCACCGCUAUUAAGGAGUUAAAUACCCAUUGUUUCUGUUUAUGCAGCCCUAGCCACACAGCAUGCAUGAAAACAAAAUGGUUUCAUUUUCAAUCAGAUGUUAACUUACUUUAGAAUUUUUGCUCUGUAAAUUGAACUUUAAUCACACACAGUAGGCUCCUGCAGGAUCUAGCAAGCGAUUAACAGUGCAGAAGAUAAAUUCUAAAUUAAAAAAUUUGCAAUAAAUGAAGGAUAAACAUUAGAUUUCACUUCACAGGAAGUGUUUAGGAAGGCUUUACACUUGCAUACAGGGAGGUGUGACUAGGGCUGCAUAAACCAAAGUGAUUUAACUCCUAAAUUGCAGAGAACUCUGCAGGGGCAUGAUCUGUACACAAAAACUACAUAAUUAAGCUAAAGUUGUUUUGGUGACUAUAGUAUCCCUUUAAAUUGGGCCAGUGCAGAGGUGUGACCAUACUUGCGGCAUAUUGUUUCCGUUUUACAAUCAAAGCCGUUUCUAGAUCACCUGAAUGUAUUGUUGGCCCCUCCCCAUAGGCCACACAAAAUAUAGUGCUGUGCAAAUAGAGCAGAAUGACUUUGGGGGGUGAACAAUAAAUAUAUAUAAUCUCUAUACGAACGACAAACACAGGUUAGUGUUGAACAUCACAUUGCCUGUGCAGACCUACUUCCCAUAAAUGACACGUUCCUAGCCUGAUUCCCUCACAUGACUUGGCUAUGAAAGUACUGUUUAGUAGAUAUCCAGUGGUGGGUUCUGGGCUGCAUGGGUCUGGAGCUUAACAGGAAAAGCAGGUUUUCCAUUGUCAUAGCAUUUAUGCACGUGGCCAACCUACUGCUAGUCUACACAACAUCUGGCUUUGGCACACCUCAAUGCAUAGUGCAGACUGGAAACCAUUCAUAAAAAUACAUUAAUAUGAUGCUGUCACUAGAGGGAUGCUCCAAUUUUAUUUCAUGAUUAAUAAAAAAAAAACAAGAAAAUGUUUCCUUUGGACCUUUGAAAUUGGUGCCAACAGACUCCAUAUUAAAGCAGAAAGAUAAGUCCUGCGCUCACUACCAUCACUGGGCCGUCAGCAAUGACUACAGUACACAUCAGCCCCAAUAUAUCGUAGAAGAACAAAGAAAAAAAAGUUACCUGCGCUCGCUCCUUAAUACCUAUAUAUUUUUAAACAAAUGAAGGUUUUUGUGUUCCCUUCAAUGGCCAUGAGAGGAUGAGCCCACCUGCCAACAUCAAGGCAUACCCCCAAGGUGGGUCCUAACGCUAACCAUUCACCUUUCUUCCUUGAGCCUCUGGCAAAAAUCUAUAAUGAGUCAGGUAUUUUUAUAUACACCCCUAUAUAUUAUUAACCCUUAAUAGGGGAACACAUGGGAUGGGCGACUCCAUAUUAAAGCAUAGGCCUGGAGCUGCAGCUCCAAUAGCCCUAUGUUAAUCUGACCCUGGAUGUGCUCCUGCAUAGGAACAUUUGAUUAAUAACACUAAGCUGCAUUUUAGUUUGCAGAUGGUACAAUUUAUUUUCUAUUACAUCUUUGAUAUACACAUUAUUCCUUCCCCCACUCGUGGGCUGUUUCUCUUCCUCCAUUGUGGUGGCAUUUGAAGAGUUCUAUUUUUAUUUAUUUUUUGACCAUUUCCAUUUCUUUCCCUUUCAGUAUCUGUGCAUCCCUCCCUCCAUCCUUCAGUCUCCCAUCUUAGCCUGUGUUCUCGUUGGAUCUGCAAAGAGCUGUAGUUACCUGCUGGUCACUCAUGCACCAUUCUCAAUGCAUGUGUACGGGUUUGAUUAAAAUUGCAGCAUUACUCUGCUACAUACAUGGCAGGUGCUUCCAUUCACGUGUGUGCAAACGGUUUCCUUCUUUCAUUUUGGGAAGCACUGCACAUACAACUUGUCUCCCACUGAAAUAAAGGGGUGCUUAUUAAGAGAAUGACACUCUGCAGCUCUUUGACAAAUUUAGUCAUGUUUAAGCCCUCUGUGAGAUCUUGUGCUUGAGUCCCCAGACAAGGCUGGUAUCCUGUCAGAAAUCCUGAGUAACUUUGCAUGCAUGCGAGCAUCUUGUUGCACUUAUUGUGCAUGGCUACCUGCAGUAUAUGCUUGCAGGCUGUGCCAGGUAUAUUAAUCUUCUUACUGGGAUUUUUAGUGGUUCAUGAGUUUUGACACACUGCCUUACCUAUUCUGUACUGUUUUAUCCAUCCAUGUAUCUCCCUAAUAGACCAAGAUAUAACCAUUCUCUGCAUGAUUAUGGCUUUACUUCCAGAAACUGCUCCAGAGAUGCUGUUAGCAUGCACGCUGUAAUCUUUACUUUAAAAUGUAGUAUUUCCUUCUCUGUGAGAACUGUGCAUGGAGUGGAAGGAACUGCUGUACAGGCAUACCCCACUUUUAAGUACACAAUGGGACCCGAGCAUGUAUGUAAAACGAAAAUGUACUUAGAGUGAAGCAAUACCUUUCUUCACUUCCCAAUGCAUGUACGGCAUUGCAAUAGUCAGGUGUGAAAAGCUCUUGCCCCAAAGACUCUGAACUGAGCUGCUCUGGGCAAGAACCUUCCAUUUCCUGUUCACUCACUGACAGAAGAGGUGUGGAAAGGUCUGUACUCGCGCGGCACCUUUACGUACACUCGCGGGUAUGUCUCUUAAAGUGAGUGUAUGUAAAGCGGAGUAUGCCUGUAUACUCCUCUUUGAAAAUUUACACUCUAACAAUGCGUCCAAGUUCAGGCCUUUCUCACACCUGUUUUUGCUGUUGAUCCAAAAGAUGGCCAAAAAAACAGUUUGAACAGCUUUCCAAUCUUGCAACAAACUAGGUAAAAAAAAAAAAUCCUUCUUGAUGCCAGAAUGGCAGUCAGAUCUCUCCUGGGAUCAAGAAGCUAUUACCCUACAAAUUAAAACCAUUCUAUCCCUGAAUAUUCUGUUUCUGCAAAUAUUCAUCCAGUUGCUGUUUAAACAUCUGUACAGACUCUGAUAAAACCACCUCAUCAGGCAGAGCAUUCCACAUCCUUAUUGAUCAUACUGCCAAAAAACAAAAAAAACUUUCAUUUGCCUUGGAUGAAAUCUCCUUUCUUCCAAUCUGAAAAAUUCUUUACUUUUAUUUCCUAAAGAAAAUGAAUAGAUUCAUUGUUAAAUACAGAGGUUUGUUAAACAACAUGGAGGUUUCAAAGUGUUUCCUGUGUGGUUCACACUGGAGAUGUAAUGCAUGUUUCUCUGCUACUGGCUCUUUAACCUGCUGUUUGCUGUGACUGACUAACAGUGCUUCCCCCUCCAGCUUGGCUAUUUUUGGCCCAAUAAUUGCAAUCUUCAGUUUUGGUGAAUUUUUAGUAUACAAGUUGCAGUCUUACAGCUUUUUGCAUGAUCAUCUUCUGCUAUUCUAUACUUUUCUUUCGCCCUGGUCAUAUCUGGAUGGGUAUUGGGUUCCUUUUUGGUAGACCAAUAUUGCAUCUGAUCUGCUUUUACAGGAAGUGAAGCACAGAAGAAACUGGUGAUUGGCGGUGAAGCUUGUUUGUGGGGUGAAUUUGUAGAUGCCUCAAACCUCACUCCUAGACUGUGGUAUGUUUGGAGACUGUAUUUUGUGGUCCUGAAGUAGUUCCUAAUUUAAAUAUACACUCUGGACACUACACGAAAAGAUGUCAUUUGAAAUGCUUAAAAGUAGAUUUAUUUGCAAUCUUUACAUUUGUAUCUUGCAAUUCUCCAUAGUUUUGCUUACGGUUAUUGGCAUAAGAUAUAUUUGGGCUUUGGAUGUACACACAUUUCCCACCUUUUGCCUGUGGAACCCCAAAGAUUCUAGAGUGCUGCCACAAUGGCUUGGAUUAAAAUGUUAAUUCAAAAAUCUAAGUUAGAAUGCAAACUGGUUCAUAUACUACUCUACAAUCACGUUUUUAAAUGGAGUAGGCAGGGGCCAUACUUUCCUGUGUUUGUUUUCAUGUAGGCCCCGUGCAAGUGCCGUUGCAGAAAGAUUGUGGAGUGAUAAACAAGUGACAGACGUACAAGACGCUUACAACAGACUUGUUAAACACCGAUGCCGAAUGGUCAGGUAAUCAUAACAUUUUGGAAUUUAAAAAAACAAACAUUUUUUGUAAGAUUACCAGAUGUACAUAAAACCCUCUAAACUGACUGGACUGUUAUGGCCGCAUCCAUAGGAUGGCUUGCCGGUUUGUUUUCCUGCAUCAUUUGUUCUUCGGAUCUAUGUCCUAGCCACCGCCAUCGUAGUGUUCCUGGAUGACGUGGAAUGCAUGGCCUUCGUCUGUGCACAUUAGCUGUAAAAUCACCGCUAAUGCACACUUGUAGACUUGGGCAUUCACUUUUGUCCAGAUUUCGGCCAGAAAUUUCAGCCGUUUGUCUGAUGGCACAGUGAGUAGGAGCAGGAGGGAGAAUUGAAUGCAAGAUGCAGCCGUGGCUCGAAUCGAAAUGUAAUUCUUCCAAAUAAAAUUCCAAAAUAGAUAAAAUGAAUGAAUAAAUUCUGGCCGAAUUUAGUCCAAAAACAAAUGGACAAACUGUCAUUUCAUCAUUUGCAGUGUGCAAGUCUAUACUACAGGACAUUUGGAAAGGGUGAAUGUAGGCAACAUGGGAGAAAAGUAUUAAGGGAAAACUUCCUGAGACACAGAAAGUGGAGCUUACUUAAACUCCUCCUUCUGUCAAAGAAAGUUAAGCAUAGGAAAAAUACAUAAGACAAAGUAGUCCCUACUGUAUCUUAUGUUUUUAGUUGGAUAUAGCUGGAAAAUGGGGAAAAAAAAGAGAGUAGGAAAGAGGAAGCGAUUGGGAAAAGGUAGGUACAGUCUGACCGUGCCUCUUUAAUAUAAAUCUUCCUGUAAAAUUUGAAAUACUUUGUCAAUACUUAUUUGACAUCUUUACACUAGUUUGUGUUAAUGAACUGGUACAUUACAUUAAAAUUCUAAAACAAAGAUGUCUAAGGAUGUUAAAUAUUCACUGGUUUCCAAGCAACCUGUCUGUUAAUUAUUGUUGGACUGGAGGAAGCAAAACACUAUAUGCACCAGGAUUAAACUUCUUUUUUUUCUGAUCUACCCAAUUAUUUAUUUAUUUUUUCCCUCUCUCACCUCUAGACGCGGAAUAGCAGCAGAGCCGCUCUAUGUAGGAUACUGUAAACAUGAAUUGAAUUUCUGAACAGCUUACAAUCUGGUGACAUACAAAAUUAAAAAAAUCGGGCUUUAUUCGAGCCGUAAAUUUAUGCUCUGUAAGAAUAAGAUGUUGAUCAUUUUGUAAAAAAUUCUGAACAUAUAAUUUUUUUUAAAGAAAAUCGUUUAGAAGUGAAAUUGUACAAUAAACCCAUAAUAUGGAAUAUUUUUUUGCUUUUUAUUGGUGUGACAUUGGGAUAUGGAAUUAGAAAUACUGGUAGAAAAUAAGUAAACAGCCCUCCUUCUGGGCAUUUAACCUUUUUAUAGUGCUACACACGUUGCUCUGUGGGCUUACAAUCUGAAGGGAUAACACUGAGACACAAGGUAGCAGGAGAUAAAAUAACAAUUGUGGGAAACACAAGUAAUGACUUUGGUAUAAAGUAGAAGGACCACUAAAGGCACCCUGAUCUUUUCAUCUUAAG
Messenger RNA from Pelobates cultripes (western spadefoot toad), 22348 nucleotides. The record is from the annotation of a GenBank genome assembly. NCBI's taxonomy places the organism in Eukaryota, Metazoa, Chordata, Amphibia, Anura, Pelobatidae.